AUGAUUUUAGCCAUUGAUUUAUCAAGAUGCUAUGUCAUUUACAAGUUACCAACAACUUUUCCGCUUGCAAUAUACCCGAUAGAAAAUAAUUAUAUUUUUGAUUUUCCCUGUGCAGGUUUUGGAGUUUGGAGUAGAUAUUUGCCACUAAGUUCUGUUAUUUAGAUUGGAGAGAUUGGAAUACUAGAUAGUAGUUGUUUUCAUUUGUUUAGAAUAGAAGAUAGGAUGACUAAGGAUUUGUAUUUUGUAUUUUACGAAUGUAUAAAUCUUGAGACUAAAAUAAUUUAGAAAUAUUUUUAAUUUUUAGGUUUUGAUGGUAUUAUUUUAACAGAAUACAUACCAAUCAAUCAUUCAUCUUAUGAAUAUGUUUGGUAUUUUUAGGGAUUCUUCACCGCACCUUCAGAAACCUUAGUUUCUAUGUAUAUAUAUCGGGAGAUGAAUUAAAUUUUUAAUAAGGAAAUUUAAUUAAAGUUCUAAUUUAAAGAAAAAAAUAAAAAUUUAAUUAUUGGAGGGGAUCUAAAAGUAAGUUAAAACUUUCCUAUUCAUCAAUUCUCAUAUUUUCCAGGAUAAAUUAAAUUUAUCGAGAGUGGCUUUUUUACUGAGCUUGAUUCAUUUUAAGAAAUCAUAGAAAGUAAUAAAAAUGAAAAGUGUUUUUGUUAAAAUAGUGCAAUAAUUAAAAUACCAGAUGUUAAAAUAGAAAAUUAAGAUUAAUAUGAAUUUAUAUCCCAAAAUACUAAUUGUUAAUAGUUUUUGUUUUCAGGAUGGGUGAAAAUUAAGGGAAUUAAUUAAAUUAGAGAUGAAGUUUAUUUUUAAUUGUUUAAACUAUCAAGUAAUUAUCAAAAUCCUAAAUUGGUUUAAGCUAAUUUAUGUCCUUUUUAGUUAUUUUAUAAAAUAUCAUCUAAUAACAAUCAAAUAAUCAUAACAACCUAUAGUUAUACUUUUCCAUCUUUAAAUAUUGAUUUUUAAAACAAUCCUUUUUUAAAGACGGAAACAUUUAAUAUAAAUUGGGAUAUUUAGUUAUGGCAUUAUAUUUUGGUUUAAAAGUUAGAUACUUAAAUUUAAAUUUCAAUAACAUUUUAUAUAGGAUUUAAUUAAGAGAAAUUGAGCAUGAACUUAGAAGUAAUUCAAUUUAAUAUGGUUUAAUUUAAAUUGCUUUAUGGCAAUAUUUUAUAAUCCAUCAAUUUUUUAACAAUCUAAAUUAUAGGUUUAAAAUUAAUAAAUUGUCCAAAUAUAAAUGAAGUAUAAAUUAGCUGUCAUCCAACUUGCAAAUAAUGUGAUGGUCCGACAAAAGAUGAUUGUCUAUCAUGUUUUGAAUAGUCUAAUAGAAGAUUAAUAUCUGAGCAUAAAGUUUGUAUUUGUGAAUAUGGAAACUUUGAUUAAAAUGAUGAAUGUGUAAAUUAUAAAACAAAAGGCAUUAAUUUAAUCCAUGAACAUCCUUAAAAACAAUCCUGUAAAUAUGGUUUUUUCGAAUAUGAUGGAGAAUGUUAUUAAUGGUAUUAAUUUUUAAUUAUUUGAGCCCAUCUAUAGUUAAUAUUAAUGUUAUUUCAUGUUUAGAAUGUGUGUAAAAUCCUAAAAAUUGGUCUUAAACUCUUUAUUGUGAAACAACAUUAAUUUCAGAUAAAAAUGGAAACACAUCUAAAUAUAUAAAAGAAUCUAAAUUAUACUAUAUAAUUUUAGGAGAUGAUUUAGAAUACUGCCCUGAUUGUCAAUUAAUUAAUCCUUCAUAUAAUCAAAUUGAAUCAAUAUUCUAAUUUAAAAAUUUUUGUAGUUAGAAUAAAUCAAUACAAAAUUAAUGUUAUUAAUGUGGAUUUAGAUGUCUUAAAUGUGAAAUUUUAUCAACAAAUUUGCAUUGUAUUAAGUAAGAUAUUAGUAACAAUUUUCCUAAUAGAAGCUUAAUUUAAAUUUGUGAUACUCCUAAUUUCAUAAAUUUUUAUAAUUAAUGUGUGAAUUGUGAAAUAAAAUAUUGUUAAUAUUGUUUCAAUUAUUUAGCUAGUGACCCUACAAAAACUACUUUCGGCUUUGAUACUUACUCACUUAUUGAUGAAGAGAUUAAAAUAGGAUGUGCUUAAUGUAAUGAAGGAUAUAUUUUUGAAUUCAAAACAGGAACAUGUAUUGAAAAGAAACCAAUUUAAGAAAAUUGUUUAAGAUCAUACAUUAAUUUUUAAAAUGAAGAAAUUUGUACUUUAUCUGCAAUUGAUGAUUUCAGUAUUGCUUUUGAAAUCAUUAAUUGUCAUAAUCACAUUCUUAAAUGUAAAUAAUGCAUCAAAACUUUUUAAUCAAAUAUUAAAUGUUUAAUUUGUGAAGAUGGUUAUUAAUCUUCUUCAAAAACAGGAAUUUGUUCUUUAUGUAUAAUUUAGGAUUCAAAAUAAUGUUUUGAAGAUAACAAUUAAGAAACUUGGAAAUGGUUAGUUCAAGGUUUCAUAACUAAAUUUUUACCAAAUUAACCUUUAGUUUAUCCGUCUUUAUAAAAUCCUAGGACAAUCGUCACUUAAUGCAUAGAAGGUUAUAAAAAGAUAAUGAAUAUGUGCAAACCAUAUUGUGAUGAAGUAUGUUCUGUUUGUUAAGGUGUUAAUAAUUAAUAUUUUACUUGCUCUAGAUGCAAAUUAAAUUAUUAUAAAGAUCCUAUUAGAUCUCAAGUUGAUGGAAAAUGCAUUUAAUGUCCUUCAUUAUGUUAACUUUGUGAAAAUAGACCAUUAAAUGAAAUAAAUGUAAAAAAAUAUAAUUUAUCUAGGAAAUAAACCCAUAUUUUUAAAUAACAACUGAAAAUUUAAUUUACACAAAUAGAUGCAUAUAAAAAAUCCCUUAAUCAUAAGUUGAAUUAGAUGCAGAAUUAAAAAUUGCUAAAUAUUGUUAUUAGAAUGAUUGUAGCUAUAAUUUCGAAUAGAUUUAUGUAUUUAAAUUUAUAUUUAUUUAGGAAAAAUUAUCAUGUAAUGACUUGAAUUAUAUCAAUAUAUUUAUAGAAAAAUAAUAUAACUAUUAAUAUUUUAAUGAAAUUGGUCUUUAGUAAUUUACUGAAAUACUUUAACUACAGGAAAAUUGCGUUAUAUUAAAUCCUGAUUACACAAUUCAGAAUAAUUUUAAACAAAAAAUCUUUUCUAUGUAAUUAACAAGAUUGAAGAUUUAGGGCACUCCAAAUCCCAUAUUAUUAUACAAAGAAUAUAGAUUGUAAAUUUUAUAAUUUGAUUAAAUCAUACUGAGCCAACUUAUAUUUUAAAUAAAAGAAUAGCUGGCUUUGACUUUUACGAAUAGAGAUUAAUCAAUUGAUUUAAAAAUUCUUGAUACUAAAUUUUAUUCCAUUUUAGAUUCACCAUCAUCAAUAUCUAUUUAAGCAGAGAAAUAUCUAAACUUUUAUAUAUAAAAUUUAGAAAUUUUUGACUUAAGCAUUUCAAAUUCAGUGUUUUUUAAUAUUACCUGCACUGAUCAGGGGGAUGACAUCAUUAUUACAAAUUUUUAACUUUAGAAUUGUAUAUUAACUAAUUCUACAUUAUUUUAAUUUUAAAGCACUAGAAGAAAAAUUAUAAUCAAAAAUUUUGCCAUAAAUUCUUGUCAAUUUUACAAUUCAUCAAUUACAAAUUUAAUUAAUUAAAAUGUUAAUUCAAAAUUAAUAUUUAAUGAAGUAUUAAUAACAAACUCUAUAUUUCAUAAUUCAAUCUUAAUAAAUUCUAUUGAUAAAACUACCAUAUCUAUCAAUUUUGUUUAAAUGAUUCAAAAUAUGAUGAUAAAUUCAAAAUUAAUAAUACUAAAUUAUAACUUGUAUUGUAAUGAAAUUUAUAUGGAGAAAAACGAAUUUAUUUCUUUUUAAUUUAUAUCAUAGAUCUCAUCAAUCUUUUUUAAUUAAGAAAUUGAAAUUAAUUAUCUAGAGAUUUAUGAAAAUACUAUAAAAAACUUUUCAAUAUUUAUUACUGAAUAAAAACAAUCAUCUUCAAAAGUGAACUUUUUAUUAUAAAACUUUUAUUUUGAUGAAAAUAGUAUCUCCUGUUCUUAAGAAUAAUAUCUUAUAGAAGUUAAUUGUUUUAAUUUAACUAUGUAAAAUAUAUUUAUAACAAGUACUACAAAUUAUCGAUUUAUAUCAUUAUUAGCUAUUCCUUAUAUAAGAAUUGAAAAUGUCAUUUAUGAGAAUUUAUUUCAGGAAUAUAAAGUUGGAAUAUCAUCUGAUUGUUUCAAAAAUUGUAUUUCUCAUUCAUAAUUGCUUUAAGUUUCUGGAUUUAAAAACAUUACCUUAUUUUAAAUUUAAAUAUUAAAUUCAUUUAGUAUUGAUUAGUCAAUUAUUUCGAUUUAAUCAAAUCCUUUGUUUCUGAUGACUAAGAAUGAAUAUAUUAUUAUUAAAGAUAUGAUAGUGAAAGGAAAUAUUCUAAUAAAAUAACAUAAAGGGAUUAUUUUUUCUUUAUUAGAAUUUUAUUCUGAAAAACCAUAAACUAUUGAAAUAGAAAAUUUAAAUUUUCAAGAGAAUAUUUUUCAUUAAUAUGAAAAAGACCCAUCUGAAUCUUUUGCAAGUCUUUUGUAUGCUGAUUCAGGAUUAAGCCUAAUUAAGUUAAAAAAUAUUAUUUGCACUUCAAAUUCUUUAACAAAUUCCUCAUCUUCAUAUAUAUAUUUAAUUUCAAAUGAAAUAUUUGUACAAAAUUUUAAAGUUGAAAAUCAUAAUUAUAUUGGUAAAGAAUUUUGGAUUAAAUAUUAUGAAAUUGAAUUAGAGGGAGAUUAUAAUUAAAAUGAAAUAUCUUAUAUUAUUUCUAAAACAUUUAAUUUUGAAAAUGUAGGAGGGGUUUUAUCAUCAGCAGUUACAAAAUUUACUUUUCAUAAUGGUGUUUUUAGUUUUUUAUAGACAUAAAGUAGCCAAGUAUUUAAAAUAAAUUUAUAGGGUGAUGGUAUAGUAAUUAUUUCUAAUUGUAAUAUCACUCAUGCAUAUAAUUCCUUAAUAUCAAAAUCUUAAAAUGAUGGAGCCAUUACAAUUAAUGCUAAAAAAAGUUUAUUAUCAUUAUAUGUUAAAAAUAUUACUUUAACAGAUGUUUUAAACAAACUUUCAUCAUCUAUAUUCACAAUAUAUUCAUCAUCAAAUUAUAAUUAUGUCCAAUUAAAUGAUAUAUUUGCUCUAAAUUGCUUUUCUUUAAUCAAUUAAAUAAUUAAUUUUGAAUCUGACUUUUAAAAUGUUUAGUUAAAUAUAGUAAAAAUAGAAAAUUUUAGGAUUAUUUAAACUGAGUAAGCUCUAAUAUCUUUCCUUUAAACUCUUGGAAAACUUAGUCUAAUUGAAAUGUAAAGAAUGAUUACCAAUAACGCAAUUAUGAAUUUCUAAGGAUGUUAAUUAACUUUAAUUAAAAUUCAAAUAGAGGGAAUUGUUUUAUCAACUAUAAUAAAAAUUACAGAUUCAAAAUAAAUUCUAUUGAAAGAUUCUUAAUUUAUUAAUAUUUUGAGUUUUUAUCCCUUGAAUUUAAUUGACAUAUAAUAAAGUAAUAUUUUAUAAUCAAAGGUUUGUCUUUAGAAAAAUAUGAUAAAAAAUUUUAAUGAUUUCAAAUUAAUUUAUUCUACUUUAACUUAUUUUAAUUAUAAUCAUAUUAAUUUGAAUUUGACUCAAUGUAAAUUAUAAAGUAUAUUUGUAUAAUAGAUUCCUGAAGCUGAAUUUUUAUAGAGUUUUUUUGAUGCUCUUUUGUAAAAUUCUAAUAAAAAUGGUUCGUUGAUAAAAAUAAACUGUGCUACAAAUGAAAUUACAAUUUAUUUCACUUAAAAUUCCAUUUUAAAUAACAAUUGUUCAUAUUGUUAAAAUGGCUUACUUUAUUUAGAAAUAAGUGAUUUUAAAAGAGCCCUAAUUUCAGAAUUAUAUUGUAUGAACAAUUAUAUCUAAAAUUAUGGUUGUAUAUUUGCGAAAUCAGAUUAAAUAAUUAAUAAUAAAUUAUUAAUUGAUUAUUCUAAUUUUAUUGCUAACAAUGGAAGAUAAGGAGUUGGUAUUUCAGUUUAAAAUUUAAAAGUUAAUUUUUCAAAUUCAAAAGUGCUUAAUAAUAAUGCUUUUUAUAAAGGAGGUGGAUUUUACUUUGAAGAAGGUUCUUAAAGAUUUACAAUUUAAUCUACUAUUAUUUGUUAUAAUUCAGCCAAAGAGGCUGGAGGGAUAUAUUUAAGUGGAAAUAGUAAAUUAAAUUAAAAUAAUUUUAUAUAGUCUAUACUUUUAUUUAAUACUGCUAAAUUAUCUACAAAUAAUAUUAAUGAAUUACCUAUGAGGUUAUCUUUAUAAAUUAAUGGAAAGGAAAUGUAUUCACAAGAAUAAAUAAUUGAAAAUAGAACCUAUUAAAUCUUAAAAUUAAGGCCUUUUAAAAUUAUAUCCUAAGAUAGCAUUAUAUCCACAAGUGUUCUACUUAUUCCAAGUGGUUAAUAAAUUUAUAAUUACUAACUUUAUAAUUCUAAGAUUUAACAAUAUUAGUCUUAUAUAUCUUAAUUAUCAAUUCUAUUUAAAAAUAGUAGAGAUGAACAACAAAUAAACUUCUUAAAUUCUUCUUGCAAUGUUAAUUAAUAAAUUUAUGAUAUUUAAUUGUAAUAAGUUAUUGAAUCUAAUAAUAUAUCAACAAUAGGUUUUAAUUAAGAAUAAAAAAACUUUAACCUUAGUUUUAUCGAGUUUAAUUUUGAUCCAUAUAAAUAAGAUAAUAAAAUUUAAGAAAUUAUUAUUUAUUGUAGUACUCAAAAUGAGGAAGUUAAUUUAGCUUAUAGAAUGAGAAUUAAUAGUUUCUUGUGUUAAUUAGGGGAAUUUUAUAUAUUUUCUGGUUGUUAAAAAUGUUAAUCUGAGUAAGGAUUUUAUUCUGUGACUUACAAUACUACCAAAUGUUCUAUUUUUGAUAAAAAUAAAUUUGAUUCUAUAACAUCUAAUAAAAUUUAAUUAAAGCCUGGUUUUUGGAGGCCAAAUUAAAUUUCUGACUUUGUAGAAUCAUGUUAUAAAAAUCCAAUUCAUUGUUUAGGAGGAUGGAAUAUAGGCAAUGAUCUUUGUUUUAAGGGGCAUAUUGGAGGAUUGUGUGAAGAAUGUGAUAGAUAUAAUAUAAGAGGAGAUGGACAAUUCUUUAAAAACUAAUAAUACAUGGAUUGCUAAAAGUGUUAAUAAUUUUCAUAAAGGAUAAUAGCCUUCUUUAUCAUUUCAAUUUGGUAAAUUUAAUUUAAAUUUAUGUUAGGGCAAUUAUUUCCACUCUAAUGACAAUAAAUAGUAUCGAAAAAUCGAAUAAACUAUUUGCAUAAUUGAAGUUGAGAUAAAAACACACUGAAAUUUUGUUUAAGCUUAAUUAAGGUAAAAUAUAAUUUAUUUUUAGAUCAUUAAAGUAUUUUACUUAAAUUAUAUCUGAAUUAUUUGUGGGUUUUUUCUCUUAUCUUUACAUUUAAUAUAUAAUUCACUUUUUCUUUAAAUUUUGUAAAAUAGUCUAAUGAUACUUCAUAUUUUAUGGCUAAUUAUUUUGAAUGUUUUUUAUUUGAAAUAUAAGAGAUUGAAUUAAUUUACAGUAGAAUUUUAGUAAUGUUAGGAUUAAUGGUAGCGUAAAUUUUCAUUAUCUUUUUUGGAUAUUUUCUAUUUUUUAAAUUUAUAAAAUCAAAGUUUUAAAGCAGAGUCAUAUCUAUUACAAUUUUGUAUUUAUAUAUCUAAAAUUAUGCAUCUUUGAUUAAUUAGUAAUAAUUUUAUUGUCAUAUUAGGUUUUUUUCAAUUCUGGCUAUCAGAAAGAUAUCUAAUUUAAAUUAUAUAUAAGGUGAUGUAUCCUUAAUUUAUGGCUCAUAAAAUCAUAUUUAAUGGAUAUAAGUAUUUGUAAUCCCUGGAUCUUCAUUAAUUGGAUUGAUUCUACCAUUAUCAUUAUUUUUCAUUUUGUACAUCAAUAGAGAAUAACAUAAUAAAAUACAAUUUCGAAGACACAUAGGAUAUUUAUUUAAUGAAUACACAAGGAAAAAUUAUUUUUGGGAAAUAAUCAAAUUAUGGAAGAAAACUAUCAUAAUUAUUAUUCUCAUCUAUUAUGAAACUGACAUAUUUUUCAAAGCUACCUUAUUAGGACUUUGUUUAUUAAUAUAUUAAUUAUUGGCUCAUAACUAUAGCCCAUAUAUACUUAAAAAAUUUAAUAACUUAGAUAUCUAAAGUGGUUAAUUGUGUUAAAUUGCUAUAUUUUUAGGGGCUAUUAAUUAUAUUAGUGAGUAAUAAGACUAAAAUAAUAUUUAAAUAAUCAUUUAAAUUUUUAUCAUUUUAGACAGCAUAGCGUUGAGUUAUCCAUUUAUUUUUAAUAUUCUGAGAGUUUAUUAUUAAAAAUACAGAUUAAGUAUUUUAUCAUUUCUCCUCUUAAUAUUUAAGACUUUAAAACAUUCCUCUAAAAUCACAAAGUUCUUGAAUCAAAAAUUAUUUUGCUAAAGAUAGAAAGAGGAAAAGGCUAAAAAAAAUAUUGAAAAAUUGUAAUAAUUGUUGCAUUCAAACGAUUUUGGAAGGCAAUUGUAAUUGUUUAAUUAUUUAAGUUCAAAAAGCCAUACAAUUUCAAGCCCAACAUCAAAAAUUAAACAGAUAUCAAUUAAUUUAGGAUCUACAUUUACAAAAGGAAUUUGA
Molecule: messenger RNA, 8530 nt
Organism: Paramecium sonneborni
Lineage: Eukaryota; Ciliophora; Oligohymenophorea; Peniculida; Parameciidae
Source: the annotation of a GenBank genome assembly